Pundamilia nyererei is the source of this 1952-nucleotide messenger RNA. It is a transcript of the gene dazap2, whose product is annotated as DAZ associated protein 2. The record is from RefSeq and is a predicted model, not a curated record. Bases 144 to 653 code for a protein of 169 amino acids. The transcript has 4 exons. NCBI's taxonomy places the organism in Eukaryota, Metazoa, Chordata, Actinopteri, Cichliformes, Cichlidae.
GUCACCACUUCCACAACAACAAGAAGCUGAAAAACAAGGAAGUGGACGAUUGUGUGAAGCCGUGACCUGAACUAAGGCCGUGAGAAGAUACGCAGAGCUCCGUUUAACCUGAUAUUCUUCAGCUUCUGAAUUAUAACACGACAAUGAACAACAAAGGUUCAUAUCCACAGCAGGCUGUGUACCCUCAGCAGAGCUCUGCACCUGUAUACCCUCCUGCUAUGCAAAUGUCUCCUCAGGCACCUCCUUACACAGACACACCACCUGCAUAUUCUGAGAUAUACCAGCCCAGAUAUGUGCUUCCACCUCAGGUGCCUGGUCAGGUGCCUCAGAUGUCCUCUCCCUAUCCUGGUGCUCAGGUGUAUAUGCCCAUGCAGCCACAUAUGCCAGUUGGGCCAGUGGGCCAGAAUGUCCCCAUGGCUUAUUAUCCAAUGGGAGCAGUCUACCCGCAUGGUUCAACUGUGAUGGUGGAGAGCGGCUAUGAUGCUGGUGCUCGCUUCACAGCCGGCAGCAGUGUUUCCAUCCCACCCCCACCUCCUGGACACCCCCCUAAUGCCGCUCAGCUGGCUGCCAUGCAAGGUGCCAAUGUUGUAAUGACACAGCGCAAGAAUAACUUCUUCCUGGGUGGAUCCAGUGGAGGUUAUACCAUCUGGUAACAGCAGCUCCUUCAUGCCUAAACCAUGUCCCCAUCCCAGAUGAUGCCCCAGUUCUUCCCCAUCCCAUAUGCCUCCCUCUUCAGGCUGCUUGGCCAUGCCACAAUACUGAUAUCACCUAACGGAAUGUAAUAUUUUAGAGCCCUUGUGAAAGGUACAGUACUCCACUUCUGACCUAGAGAUGAAAUGAUAAACUCCAUUGCCUGAAGAGGACAAGUGAAAAUUGUAAUGUUACAGAAUCCAUUCCAUAGUUCUUCAUUGGGUCUAACCUUUUUGGUCAUUCCAGAUCUGACCUCUUUCAGGCAUCUUUAUUUGUCAACAAGAUCUUCUCUUCUUUGAUUGAAUGGUCGCAAAUUACACUGAGAUGUUCUUGUACUCCUGUAAAAAUACUUUAAUGAAAUAUUGAAAUAUCAGACCCGCAUAAAUAUAGUUUAGCUGCUUUAUGGUGAAAGUGAAACGCAGUUACAAAGUUGCAGUAAAAAAGAAAAAAAAACAUCCACUUGUCUUUUUUUGAAACUUUUAGUGUAGUUCAAUUAAUAGGUGUCUAGUAGUUCCAUGUAAGUACCAGUAUGAUUAUGAGAAAUUACAUCUCAACUAUUUAAAAAAAAAAAAAAGGAAGAAAAAAAAAGUCAGCAUCCUGGAUGCUUUUAGCUAGAAAUGUCUUGUCUUUUGCACAGUAUCCAAAAUACCACGGAAAAUUUGUUGCACAGUGAACUUUCUGAGAGAUUGUUCUAUUUAAAUCACAUGUAAAUUAAAGAAAUUAAAGCAAAAAGAAUAAAAAAAUCAAAAGAUUUACUGCAAUAUGAAAGUGGUUUACUGUACCUUGUUGGGCAACUUGUAGAUGAACAUAGUCAAGUGCCAAAGAGCACUGGGGAUAGCCCUAAAUUUAAGCAAAUUAACUUCAGUAAACUUAAAGGAAAGAAAAAUUAAAGUAAAUCCAAAUAGAAAGAUGGAUGGGAAGGGGUGGUUGGUGUAACAUUUUAGCUUUUUUGUCUCCUGUUUCUAUUUCACAGUCGGAUACCCAGAGUUUAUACACUAAAUGUUUUAUUGUACAGAUUUAAACUACUUUUCAUUAUUUCCUUUUCACGCAGUAUAUCUUAGAUCAUCAAGUAUUUAUUCUCCACAGAAAAAUGUCACCUUUUGUGAUAGCGUUCAUUUCUAGGUAACAUUUUCAGCAAAGUUACUGAGACUUAUAUUUCAGUGUUUCUUUACUUUUCCACAUUUAAGUGACUUACGCAAGUAGUUAGGCUAAUAAAUUUGUUAGUAUAACCAAUGAGCUGGUUGUACCAAAGAUCUGGUCUA